Molecule: messenger RNA, 3525 nt
Organism: Styela clava
Lineage: Eukaryota; Metazoa; Chordata; Ascidiacea; Stolidobranchia; Styelidae
Product: complement factor B-like
Biological process (GO): proteolysis
Molecular function (GO): protein binding; serine-type endopeptidase activity
Source: RefSeq, a predicted model, not a curated record
UAAAAUCUUAUUAAUUUACCAAAUAAACAUUGUCAAAUCACCGUUUCUUUAGAUACAUUGCAUUUUCGCCUAAUAUAAUGAUAUUAAGAUAUAUUCUUAUCAUUGCUGUAAUACUUUUUAUUCAACAAAACGUUCAAGGUCAGAGAUGCAGUGAAUUUACAGAGUUUAAAUGCUUCUGGGAUGGAGCUUGUAUUCCAAAAGAAUUGAUGUGCGAUGGAAAAAUUGACUGCGCUAAAGGAGAGGAUGAAACUGAAUGGUUUGCUGGAUGCACCAACUGCUCAGCCAUUGGUAAAUUUCAUUGUCACAAAGAAAGCGGUCAAGUUUGCAUCAGCAGGGAUUACAUGUGUGACGAUUAUAGUGAUUGUCUGCACGAAGAAGAUGAAAGUUAUGAAUUUGCAAAAUGUCCGAAGAAAUGUAAAGCUAACUUGGAAAAAGCGGCACUUGUUGGAAGACCAUCAUGUCGAAGAAAAUGCAGAAACAAUAAAGAUUGUAAAAAGAAAUGUAAAAAAGGACAAGAUUGCUCCAAAAUUGAAAAAAGGAAAUGUGUUUGCGAUCACGAAUGUGGAAUGUCUUGCGUUUCCAUUUAUAGAACAUGUCCUUCGCUUGAAAUGAUUCCAAAUCUACGUCACAUCCGAUAUGUGCGUCGAAGUCGUCAAACGAACAAGCUCGAAGAUGCAGUAGAACCAUAUGAAUACGACGUCCGGGCUUAUCAUACCUGCGAACCCGGGUAUCUCGCAGUUCCUAGCAAUGUUAGAUUAUGUCACGGAAGAGCGAGAGAAGAAAAUAAAACGUGGACGAGAGAGAUUGUAUGCGCAAGAUCUUGUCCUAAGAAGAAAAAAGACAAGGUGAAAGAAUUCAAGUUGUCGUGCGGUUUGGAUUGUCUAACAGAUGGAGACUGCGCUGCAGGGAAAACUUGCCAGUGCGACGGCCCCUGCGGCAGAACAUGCGUCGACUUAAAGAUAGAAUGUGGUGAUGCACCACCUGCUGAAAACGCAUUCAUCGAAUACACCGGGGAAGGAUUUGAACGCGUGGCUCAUUAUAUUUGUAACGAGGGAACAUAUACUGCAGCGGGGGAUGUUUCUAGAAAGUGCACAGGGAGUGGAAAAUGGGGAGGAAAACUGAUACAAUGUGAACGUGUAACAUGUCAAGAUCCAGUACCAGCUAUAUCAAAGAUGGGUGGACGUGUCCUAAAUUAUAAACACAAAACUGCAUAUUACUACAACGCAACGUUGAUGUUUGCAUGUGGACAUAAUCAAAGACUGUUGGGUUCUGAAAUCCGUACAUGCAUGGGAGAUGGAAGAUGGAGCGGCAUUAACACAGUGUGUGAUAAUCUUGGAAACCUGGAACGUUGUCCUCAUCCCGGCAUUCCAAUCGGGGGUUACAUGAAAGGAUUCGCAGGAGAUUAUGGUUUUGUUGUUGGAGGUGAAGUCGAAUUUUCAUGCUGGGACGGCCUAGUUUUAGUUGGAGAAAAAAAGCAAGAAUGCCUCUUUAUCAAAGAAUGGAGUGGUGAUGGCGCCCCUGAUUGCGUAGAUCCAAAAUACAGUGAUUCGCCAACAGAUGUCAUCAAUAAAUUGUCUCAAAGCACAUCAAACAUCAGACAAACUAAAAAGUUUUCUAGGUCUGGACGAACAAUUCAACUAAAUUCUCGGGGUAGAAUAGAAGUGUAUUUUGUUAUCGACUUAUCUCUGAGUGUUGGCGCUGGUGCAUUGGGCAACACCAUGAGCUUUGCCAAAAGUCUCGUUAAAAGGUUGAGUCAAAACGACACAACUGGUCGAGUUAACUAUGGGAUUAUUGUAUUUGCAACGACACCAUUGAUUAAACUAAAUAUUCAUGAUGAACCAAGAAAGACUGCCGAAGAGGUGAUUGCACUACUGAAUGAGAUAGAAAAAGAUCGGGAAAAUAUAAAAGAUGAUAUCAACCAGGGUACGAAUAUCCAACUGGCACUGGAUUUACUUAAUCAAAGAAUGAUUGCAUUUUCAUACGAAAAUGAUGAAGAUAAGAUCAUCAAGAGACACUGUCUUGUUUUAACUGAUGGCGCGAAAAAUGCAGGAGAAAGUCCAAGUGCAGCCAGAAAAAGAAUAGAACGAGGAUAUGCUGACAACCGACCAGAGUUUUACAGCAUCACAUCCUCCGCACAAGAAAGCAGUCCAGAAGUCAGGGAGGAGCUCGAACAAAUUGCGUCAAAGCAGAAAAAUUUUAUUUAUGUUGAAGAUUUUUAUAAAUUACACAAAUAUGUUAAUCAAAUUACAGACGUUGAAGAAGAUUACGAUAGUUGUGGACAAGCAGGCGAUGUCGGGAGUGUGAGGAAGCUGGCAUCGAGAGGACGGGUACUCGGUGGCGACACAGCGAUUGAACGUGCAUGGCCUUGGCAGGCACUCGUCACAUCUUACGAUGAAAAUAUCCUAGCUGCAUUUGACCAGGUUAUGGGAGGAGGAAGUUUAAUUAAUAGCAAAUGGGUUUUAUCUGCUGCUCAUGUGUUUGAGGCAUACAGUGGAUUAGACUGGGAACAAGGAAUUAUGGUUUCCCUCGGCAUCAUCAGAAGACCGCACAGAUACAACAUGUUAGAAGGUUCUGUAAAAAUGUUUCAACCAGAAAAGAUUUACAUUCACGAUGAAUAUGAACAAUAUAACGGCGAACAUUUACUUGGAUCUUAUCAAAACGACAUUGCACUGAUUAAACUUGGUGGAGAAUUUGUUUUAUCAAAAGAUGGGAAACGUUUGCUAAUGCCAGACUCAUUACCAGGAUAUGUUGAAUUCACUCCUUAUAUAAGACCUGUCUGUCUACCAUGCAGUCCGGAUAGUUGUGUCAGCCAAGUUUUGAUGAAGAAAGAUAGUAAAGGGAGAGUUCUAAUAAAAGGAAGUGAAACAGACGAAGAAAAGUGUAAAAUUGAAUAUGACUUUUUAAUGGGAGAAAACUCUGAUUCUGUGGUAGCAGUUGUUGCCACUGGGUUUGGAUAUAAUGCAACCAAGAAAGACGAGGACGAAGACUAUGGUUUGAAAGCAACACGGGAAUUACAACAAGCUUUGUUAAAUGUGACUAAAAGAAAAGAGUGCGAGAGAGCGGUCACAGUAAUUACUCGACAAAAGUCUAUUCCUGGAUUUGAACAUAUUUUCACAGAGCAGAUGUUUUGUGCGGUUGGAGGUGGAGAAGAAAGAGGAAAAAUUAUCGACACAUGCAAAGGAGACAGUGGUGGACCAAUAGUGCGAGAGAUUCGUGAUGAUUCUACAAAGGAAAGUUGUUAUGUCCAACUUGGUAUUGUAAGUUGGGGUUAUGGUUGUGGUCAGCAAACAAGGAUUGAUCGAAAACAAUAUUUUUAUCCCGGCUUCUACACAGAUGUGACGUCAUUGAUGUCAUGGGUUACGAACAAAAUGAAAGAUCAUGAAAAAAAGGAGUCGGAUUAAAUCAAUGCUUUGUUGUAUAAGUUCUAAUCAUAGAAUUAUUUUUUGAUUUAUAUUCCAAUGAGUAAACUUUAAGUUGGAAAUACAUCAUUUGUAUAAAUAAAUUUGUUAAAUUAAUGUUGAAAAA